This is a messenger RNA of Poeciliopsis prolifica (blackstripe livebearer), 3780 nucleotides long. It is a transcript of the gene usp6nl, whose product is annotated as USP6 N-terminal like. The record is from RefSeq and is a predicted model, not a curated record. NCBI's taxonomy places the organism in Eukaryota, Metazoa, Chordata, Actinopteri, Cyprinodontiformes, Poeciliidae.
GAGAAAUCUCCGGUCCGGUUCUGCUGGGUUCUGAAAGCGGCUCGUUGUGGUGUGGAGUGGGAGUGGGGGGAAUGCAGCGAGUGGGAGCGACUCUGAAACGGCAGCAUUGUGACAGCAGCGGCUCUGAUCUCACUUCUCUCUGCCCCGCGCUGCUGCUGCUUCCUCCCUUUGUGUCGGAGCGGCGUUCAGCGCCGAUGGCGUGAGGCGCUUCGUGUUUCUGACGCUGCGGAUCGGCCGGUACCGGGAUCGAUGCGGGCCAAGGCUCGUCUGGACGACCCGCUGGAUAACUUUAAAAGAGCUUCUGAUAGCCAUCAGGAUGCGGCGGUGAAACUGGAUCAGGAACGGGCCGAAAUCGUCGCCAAAUAUGACAAGGGUAAAGAGGCCACCGUGGAGCCCUGGGAGGACACCAACUUCCACCUCUACAAAGUCAUCGACCGUUUCGGAUUUGUCCAUGAGAACGAACUGCCGUCGUACGACUCGCUGGAGGAGAAGCAAAAACACCUGGAGGUGGAGCGGACCGCCAAGUGGCUGAAGAUGCUGAAGAGCUGGGAGAAAUACAAGAACAGCGAGAAGCUCGUCCGGAGGAUCUAUAAGGGCGUUCCUCUGCAGCUCCGAGGGCAGGUGUGGUGCCUGCUGCUCGACGUUCCCAUAAAAGAGGAGAAGAAAGACUUCUACGAGAAGCUGAAGUCCCGGGCCAGAGCGCUGUCCCCCGACGUCCGGCAGAUCGACCUGGACGUGAACAGAACCUACCGGGACCACAUCAUGUUCAUGACCCGCUACGACGUCAAGCAGCAGGCGCUCUUCCACGUCCUCACAGCUUAUUCCAUGUACAACACGGAGGUCGGGUACUGCCAGGGCAUGAGUCAGAUCACGGCUCUGCUGCUCAUCUACAUGAACGAGGAAGACGCUUUCUGGCUGGUCAAACUGCUGUCGGGGCAGAAGCACGCCAUGCACGGGUUCUUCAUCCCCGGCUUCCCGAAGCUGAUGCGCUACCAGGAGCACCACGACCGGAUCCUGAAGAAGAUGAUGCCCAAACUCAAGCAGCACUUGGACAACCAGGAGGUUUUCACCAGCCUGUACACCAUGAAGUGGUUCUUCCAGUGCUUCCUGGACAGAACUCCCUUCACCCUGACUCUCCGGAUCUGGGACAUCUACAUCCUCGAGGGGGAGCGAGUGCUGCCCGCCAUGUCCUACACUAUCCUCAAACUGCACAAAAAGCACCUGUUGAAGCUGUCCAUGGAGGAGCUGGUGGAGUUCCUGCAGGUCACGUUGGCCAAAGAUUUCUUCCUUGAGGACGACUUUGUGAUCGAGCAGCUGCAGGCGUCCAUGACGGAGCUGCGGCGGGCCAAGCUGGACUUCCCAGCGCCAGCUAAUGAGGAUGAGUUUCCUAAGAAGCCGUUGGGGCAGCUUCCUCCAGAGGUCGCAGCGCCGCAGAUGAAUCACGUGGGCAACGGUCAGAGCCACACGGAGCCAGCCGAGCCGCCGAGAGACUCCAGUCCGGUACCGGGACGACAGCAGGACAGUCGGCCCCCGAGCCGGGCACGCAGGGACUCACUGGAGAAACCGUCCCGCCAUCACAGGGCAGAGAAAUGGGAUGCCCACUCCAGGAGAUCCAAUGAGCUUCUGAAUGACCAACCAAAGCAGUCCGACUCCACCACACCAGAGAGAGGAACCACUCCAUCGUCAGCACCCACCCCAACGCCCAGCCGCAGUCCUCAGAACCACGCCACCGCCAACCACAACUCCAACGCAGCCUCCAGUUCCCGUCAAAUCAUUGGCCCCCGCUGGGUCAAACCCUCCGAGACAAAGCUGGAGGCGGCCAAAGCCGCUGCAGCGCGAGAGACGCGGCAAAGCCGAGGGGCAUCACCGGCUCCGUCCAGCCCCAACGACGGAGUUUACGCUCAACGACGAUCCCGGCCCAAAGGGAUCAUCCCGGGUUCUGAUCGGGGCUCCAAUGCCUCCCAGUAUGACAACGUACCAGGACUGCCAGAGCAGGACUUUGAGAUUCUGGAGCUUGAGAAGCCUCCAUUCAGAAUGAGGGCCCCUCAAGAUGAGACUCCCUUUACCGUACCAGCACCACACCAGGCCAGCAGCACCGACUCAGCCUCAACAGGCCCGAGGAUGACCAAGCAUCACCUCCCCUCUCAGUUUCCACGUAACAGUCCCCCAGGGUUACCUGCUGGCUACUCUGGGGCUCGGAGUCGGUACAACACCCCACCUCAACAGCCCUCUCCAGGAAGAACUACAACCGAAGUUCCCAUCCUCCACCCAGGCUACAGUGUGAGCCUGGACCACCGAGGGGAGGAAAAACUUUACAGAGACCCCAGAUUUAAUUCUCCCUCCAGCACGUUGUACGGGGAACUAGUGUACGCCACCACCCAGCGGCGGCCCAGCAACUUCUCUCCUGAGAAGGCGCUGCAAAAUAACUCGUUCGCCACCUACCGCAGGCAGCCAGAGUCCACCAGGAACCUUCAGAGCACCUCCACUCCAAUCUACCUGCAGCAACUAACAUCAACCACACAAAAGCAAACUUCCCGGGACUACAGAUUUGAGGGAAACCCCCACUUCCUGCCAGGAGGCAGGCCUCAGCCAAUCGUAGAUAGCUUCCAGUGGGAGGCAGACGAUGAGCGCCCUCCUCAGUCCCCCAGCGGAAUGAAUCGUUCGCCCAGCUUCCAGCAAGCCCAAAUGUCUCCCGUUCACCAGUUCACCUUUCCCCCCAACCCAGACGUGCUCCCUCACUACAGGACACAGUUCCAGGAGCAGCAGCAACAGCACCCCCAGCUGUUUGGUGGACCACACUACAGGCACGCAUCAGAGGCUUUUGCCAUGCAGGAGUCGAUGCUGCUGUGAUGUUAGGAUAAAAACUGAGGUAUAGUCAGACACUGUGGUGAAGACGAGCAGAACUCGGUUCUGUUCCUGCUCUGUUGUUCUUUAUGUGUGAACAAAACGCUGGAAGACACACCAGCCUCUGACAUUUCUACCAAUCGCUUUGAAAAUCUUAAGAUUUUAUUUUAUUUUUGGAUGUAAAUCAUGAACAGAGGUUACAAUAUAAAUAUAUACAUAUAUAUAAAUAUAUAUAUAUAUAUAUCUUUUAGAGUCUGAUGAUGUACAGUGGAUUUUUGUGUUAAUCUUGAGAGUAAAAUUGAUUUUUUUUUAAAUCUUACAUCCAGGUAUUUAAAUCUGAGAUUAAUUCCCUCUGUUUGCUUCAGGAUGAUUUUUAUUAAAGGACCAGGGAGCAGAACUGAUCGAUUUCAUUUCAAUCAUGGUGCAAACAGCAGAUUAUGUUUGGUUUUUAGUGAGUCUUUGUUACAGUUCAGUAGUGAUUUUCAAUCAUAAUUAAUGUUUCAUACAUUUCUCUAAUUAAGAAACCACUUGUUUGUUUUUACACUUCCACCAUGAAUACUAAAUUACAUCAGGGCUUUAUAAUAAUAUAUAAUAAAGUAACUAAAUUGUUAGCAUUUUAGUGGCUGCAACAGCUGCAGCAUCUGGUUCAGGAUGGAAACUUGUUUCAGAUUAAUUUCCAACACUUUGUUCAUGCCUGCUACCUUUGACUACUGGACCGUGAUCUAGAACACACUACAUCUACUACGAACAUCAUGCAUUUCAUCUAUGAACUGACCACAUUCCAUUUUUUUAUUGUUCAUUCUCUGGUUUAGAUGCUUUUAAACAGCAUUAAACUGCUUCUCGUUGCAAUUUCUAAGUUAUAUUUGCUUUUUGUGAAACAGUUAAACAGCAGUUUCUUCUCACACUUUGUUUAAUAAAAGCAGGUGGUGAAAUUUA